This is a messenger RNA of Cuscuta epithymum, 2509 nucleotides long. NCBI's taxonomy places the organism in Eukaryota, Viridiplantae, Streptophyta, Magnoliopsida, Solanales, Convolvulaceae. The record is from the annotation of a GenBank genome assembly.
GCUUAAAUAAAAUAUUUUUAUUUAUGAAAUUAACAUCAUAUAUUUACAUUGAUGAAAAAAUAAUACUCCGUAUUAGACUAUAAUGCUACUAACUCCGUUCUUUUUUAUUAGUCCUCUUAGGGUUUGACACGGGUUUUAAUAAUAAAGUAGUAGGGUAAGUAUAGAGUGUGUGGAUUAAAUGAUAAAGUAGGAAAAAUGGUGUAUUAAAAAGAGUAAAAUGAUGAUAAAGUAUGAAAGAGAGUAUAUUAAGAAGAAUAAAGUGAUGGUAAAGUAGGAAUGAGAAAGUAAUUUGUAAAAAGUAAGUGGGGUAAAAGUUUAAAAAAUGGAGGUAUUUUCUCAAAAACUUUCCUUAAAGGGAAAGGAGGACAAACAAAAAAAAACUUCCCAAAAAGGAAAGAAGAACUAAUAAAAAAAGAACGGAGGAAGUAAAAUAAUUUUUAUAUAAAGUCGAGAUAGUGAAUAGUAAAUUUAUAUCCCCAGUGCAUGCAAAUCAGAAACGUUGACGUGUCAACUCAUAAAGUUCGCAGGCAAAAUGGUAACAACGCCGCGAUGAAGCACUACUAUACUCCUCCUUUCUCCUCAAUCCUGACUCGCGAGUCAACUCAGCGCAGAAACGCACGCACUCCUCUGUUUCAAUUUUCACAUUAAACCCCUCCAAACACUUCCUCCGCCCGCCAUAACAAAUUCCUCACCAUCACCAUGGUCAACCACACAGACCCCAUUAUUACGCCCUCGCACCAUCGGAACAUCUCUCGCCAUGCACCGUCACACUCCGCCAGUUCGCCUCAUCGCCCCUUCUCUUCGCCGAAGACGCCGCCUCCGGUUCCGAGCUCGCCGCAGACGACGAGAUUACGCGUCGAUUUCAGUCCACCGCUGAUCGCAAUGGUCGUCGUCAUCGCCGCUGCUUUUGUUCUAAUCACUUACUCGAGGCUAAUUUCGCGCCACCUCAUUCACUUCCACCGUCGCUACCGCCGGUGGCGCCGACGGAGAAGGUCAUACGUGCCGUCGUCUUCGGCCGGCGAUAUUGAGUCUAUUCCGUACUCCUUUGAUCAUACAGACAGAUUUCACUUGUUCUCUCCGUAUGGACUCGACGAGUCCGUGAUCAAAACAAUUCCUCUCUCCAUUUACAGCCGGAAAAGCUCCGUUCACGACUGCGCUGUUUGUUUGAUUGAAUUCGAAGAAGACGACUACGUCCGCACGCUUCCUGUGUGCUCGCACGCGUUUCACGUGGACUGUAUCGAUAUAUGGCUCCGUUCUCACGCGAAUUGUCCGUUGUGUCGUGCUGGAAUUCUCAGGCCAGAUUCGCCGUUCACUCCAUUGAUGGCAGCGAGAAUACGGCCAAGCUUAGACGACUUAAUGUUUGAAAGCGCGAUGUUGGAACCGUUAGCGGAAAUUCCGCUAGAAUCAGACGUGGCUCCAGAAUCAGAGAUCACGCAGGAAGCAUCGCCGAGACGGAACAACCAAUCAGAGGACCGUUUCAACGGCCCCGAUUUCCUUCUGAAACGGUCGUAUUCGUUCGGAUUCGAGAGGAGCAUUGGAUCGGAGAGGCUAAUUUUGGAAGUGACCACCGCGUCUCCUUGGCGCUACCGCAGAGGAGGAAGCGGAAGCUUCUGGAACAAGCGUCCGUCACCGUUCAGCUCGCUGACGAAGCCUAGAGUGUUCUCAUUCCGGCAAUACAGAGGAAUGAAGUCCCCUUUCUUCCGGCGGAGAAGUGUAAGCUUUCUCCCCGGCUCCACCGGCGGAGGAGGCAGCUCAUCGAGACGGACCAAGUCAUUCGCUAGCCCAAUCUUCAUCAGAUCAUCAGCGGCGGCAGGAUUUUUCUCGUCGAGCCGGCUGAGAAGCGGCGAUCCGGAGGCGCUGCUGUCACCGGAGAGAUUCAACCGACGGGGAUAGAACAGAGGGUGGCGGCACGUGGGACAAGGAGAUUAAAUGACUGAACCAUCGGGGACCGUACAGUAAUGGGGUGACCCGUGGAGAUUCCGGAUCGGGCUGGACAAAUACGGGCGGUAUUAAUGAGUUUGGGGGGCAUUCUGGCGCUCAUUAAAUGGAAGGCCGGAGAAAAUUGUGUAAGAAAAGGGAAAUGCAGUUAUGGCAUUUAAUGGGAAUUGACUACUGAUGGCAUUUGCCUUUCCCCUGUCUUCUUCUCAGAUCUCAUAAACUUGGGUAAGUUGGGAAGGCAAUUAAUAGUGGCAUCAUAUUUUAAUGUCUUCAACAACAUUUUGAAUUUCCAAACUAUCUUAGACUCAUGCAGAUGGGGAUAAGAUUUCAAAUCCAGUUUAUCAAUCAAUGUAAAUAUGGAAUAAGUUUAGUUCAACAAUUUAACUUUUAUGUAAUUAGAUUUUGAAUUUCCAGACUUUGGAGCUAUACAUUUUAUACACAACAUUGUGUGAGGCGGUUGAAACAACUUCAAAACAGAUGGAAACAUUGUUUUGAUCUUAAAAUCCUUAGUACUGUAAAUUUUAAUGCGUCUCAACUCGGUUUUCUUUUAAUAAACAAAAUUGGGAAUUAA